AUGUCGAGGCGGCGUUCUCGAGGGGCCUAUUAUGAACAUGACGAUAACUCAAUAACGAAACGUGGUCGCCUUGAUCGGGAUACUAUUGAAUCCCUUUUAUAUAGGAUUGGAUUGAAGGACACUGAAAAAAUCCAUAAGGACAUUAGUGAAUUGUGUAUACUUUUUUGUGCUGAAUUGGAAAAGAAUCCAGAGUAUUACGUGAAUGUGUUCGUGUCCUGCGCCAAGAAUAUCCCUGAACGUAUGCCUAUUUAUACAACUUUGUUGGGCCUUGUUAACUUAAAAAAUCGUGAAUUUGCCUCACGCGUCAUUGAAGUUAUUAUUAGGGAGCUAAAAGAUGCACUUAGAACAAGUAACUUCGAUGAUGUCAAAUAUUUGGUGCGCUUUCUCUCCAAUGCAGUUAACAGUAAUGUCGUUCAUCCGGCAAGUUUACUCUCGUUGUACGAGAAUUUCGCCGAAGUAACCCUCGAUGUUUGCGCCAGUUCGCAAUCUCGAACGGACUGGUACUCUUACGUCGUCCUUUACGCUCUGCCAUAUAGUGCAAAGCGUCUAAAUGAUCACAAUGCAGCAGCUCUAAAUGCCAUCCUGAGCACCAUCAAUGUAUACUUGUCGAAACGUCAAACGCUUCAUGUUCCCAUUCUUCGUGUCUGGGAUAACUCUGACCCACAUCCUCAAGAGGACUACCUGACUUGUUUGUGGUCGCAAAUAACUUCAAUGAAGAAUGCCAAUUGGAAGGAACACGUCCUUUGGCGGAUAUACGACGCGUUCCCUGCGCUUCGGGAAUCCGGACAGCCCUGCGAAUUCGGUCAGAUUACUCCUCCUGACUACGACUCAGAAAUCGUAUACCCUUUGCCGCAAGUAGUGUUCCGCAUGUUUGAUUAUACCGAUAUUUACAAUGCGGACGAGGACGACGAAUCUGGUGUGCUUGAUCCACAGAAGAACACCAAAGGCACUUCGUCUUCUGCCUCCCCAACUCUUCCAGGUGCCCACACCAUUGAAAGGUUCCUAGUGGAUGAACAAAUUCACAUAAUCUUGGAAACAAUGCAUUUCAACCGUGCUAUGUGUGCCCUAGCCCUGCUGAAUUUGCAGACACGUGCCAAAGUGGCACUUGACUACAUGAUUGUGGAAGCCAUAUUUUCGGACAUAUUCCGCCUCCCUAAGCCACCCGUUCGUCAUGGCAACCUCCUCUUCUACGCCUCACUCCUCAUCCAACUUUGCAACGACGCCGUCAACACGAUGCCUCUGGUGCUCGCACAGGCCACCGAAACCCUAUUUGAGCGCCUCGAUACGAUGAAACCAGUGUGUAUUGCGAGAUUCGUAGAGUGGUUUUCGUUCCAUCUGACCAACUACCAGCUGAAGUGGAGUUGGCGCGACUGGUCCCGUGCGCUGGAGGAACCCGUGAUGUCGCCACGCCGGUGGUUCAUUUCCGAGACCCUGCGCCGCCUUGUACGCUACUCCUAUUACGAGAACGUGAAGCAACACCUGCCGCGUUCGUUCUAUUGCCUUCUGCCACCGCAGCCGGCUCCCAUCAACCCCUACGAAAACGCGUGUAAUGACCCUGUCAAUGUAACCGCUCCGGCCCAGCGUCGCGUUUUUACUCGUGUCCUAGACGCCUUCCACGAGCGUCACAGCCCCGACGGCCUGCUUGACAUCAUCCGUCGCCUCGCCUCUCAAACGGGCGACGUUUUUAAUGACUCUGACGAUGAUAAUCACCGUUCACGCAGUAACAGUCGCUCAGGAAGCCACUCGGACACCGACAACGACCCCAUGGAGGGUAAAACGGCUGAGCGAUCUCGUGUGGCUGGUCGCCACCGACACCGGCGUGGUGACGAGAAACGGUCCCGUUCCCACUCCUCCUCCUCCUCCUCGUUUUCAAGGGAAAUGGCAAAAGAAGAAAACAACAAUGAGAAGGGUGGAGAAGGUGGCUUGACAAAAGGUUCAACUUCUGAACGGAACGUCUCACCUCCACGGAUGAAUGAAGAGGCAACAAAAAGGGGGGACGCAAAUGGAGACUGUUUGGUUCCUGGUGUCACGAGUCGCGAGUUGGAGCUCUUCAUGACUGCCCUGCUCUAUCGAGCCCACAAAACCAUCAGCCACACAUGCUCGUUGCUUAACCGGUACUCGGAAACGUUCAAGAUCCUCGCAUCGACGGUGGAGCUGCAAGUGGAAGCCCUGCACAUCCUACAGGCAGUUUGGUGCAAUCAGUCGCAGAUGGUAGUGGCUAUUUCUGAUUACAUGUCGCGCUUAGGCAUGCUCGAUCCGGAGUCGAUUGUUGGCUGGGCCUUCUCGCCCUACAUGUCCGCCUUCUGCGGCAACCUCGCCCCCUCCAACAACGUCUACAUCCGUCCAAGGAUGCUCGAAUUGCAUGUGUGGGAAUGCCUGAUGCGCACUCUGGUUCGCGUCGGUCAACGCAUUGCUCAAAUCACGCCCAAACUGGAAGCUGCCAAGGAUCGUUUGGGUGCACGGCGCCGCAAGUCUGCAAGUGAUUCGCGGUCCAGUGAGAGCUGUAGUGACUCGGAAAACGACGACGGCGACCUGCGCAACAAGAUUCGUCGCGGGCGCCGUCACCAGCGCAACCGCCGUCGAAGUCGCAGCCGCAGUGGCGGCGGUGGCCACUCGAGCGACUCGAGCGGUCGUUACCGCCGCGGCGCCUCGCCCGGCAAGGUUGCGCGCUUGGAGGAGGAGCGGGGCGAGGCGGUGCGCUCGCAGUGCGCCGUCAUCACCCUCCUGCUCCACCGCCACGUCCGACUCAUUGCCCUCGUCGAGGAGGCGCUAGAGAGGGGAUGCGAAAACGACACCAACGUCGACUUCAACUUCAUGGGAUACUGGCUAAAAGGCCGACUUAUACAAACCGUUUUGGAGCACCAGGAUCAGCUGUUUCCAUACAUGGAUAACCUGGAGGAGCUGAUGUCCGAUGUAACGCCGUUCGUGCGCAACGUUUUUCAGGCGCUGCGCAGUCUCUAUGCAUAG
Mesocestoides corti is the source of this 2967-nucleotide messenger RNA. NCBI's taxonomy places the organism in Eukaryota, Metazoa, Platyhelminthes, Cestoda, Cyclophyllidea, Mesocestoididae. The record is from the annotation of a GenBank genome assembly.